GUCCAGUUCCACCAAUAAAGCAGCCUUGUUAUUGGGCGGUUUGCCAGGGCUUGAAUGACUAACGUCUUUGGCCGCAUUGCAACUCCACUAUCUGCCUCUGAAUGUGACGUUGAGGACGUGUACCUGUUCCUUUGUUAUUGAGGAGUUUGGUUCGAGGUCAGCACCGAGAAGAGGGAGAGGGAGAGAAAAGACAAGCAGAAGUGAGGAUCUGAACAGUUGACACACAACCCAUCCAUCCACGCCUCUUCAAUACUCGGGAGAAUCUAGUUGGCCCAAACAUGGCCGCGAUGAGUCACCUACACCAGCCUCAGCCGAAUGGACAUGAAGAGCCACCGCAGACAAUACCGCAGAAGAGCAAGAGCAUCAAAGCGGUAACGGGAAUCAGGUCCUCGACGCUCUCGCCGCCGCAGGUCCCCUCGCUGCUGGACAAGCUCGAGGCUCUCCUCCCCUACUCCAUCCCGCUGCUGCGCCGGAUCCAAUUCCACCUGCACCAGCCCGUGUCGGAGUCGGCGAGGAUCUUUGUCGCCGUCGCCACCGCCGCUGACGCCGCGCGGGAAGAAGGGCGCGGGGUGGAGGGUGAGACGCCGACGGCAGGUGAUGGGGAGUCGGGGUUCGUGGAUCGGUGGUUGAGAGGGUCUUUUUCAUCGCAGGGGAGAGGGCAGGACGAGAAGAAGAGCGCAGAAGAGAGAGGUGAAAGGGAAAUGCCAGCAGACUCGCAGCCCUGGAUCGCGGCACACAUCGACCUGGCCAACCCGGGCCAAUGCCAGGUCUGGCUCUUUGCGAGCUGGGAGGCCGACGCACGAUAUCCAUUCCCGUCGUCGACGACGGCUUCAAGCACCGCCUCAGAAUCGGCGUCGGCUUCGACAUCGCAAACACCAUCCCCAAGUCCUCCGUCCACCACCACCACCACCUCUCCCCCGUCCCGCGCCAUCCACAGCGCCCUCAUGCGCUCGCUCUUCGCGUGCAUCCGCGCCGACCUCGUGCCGCAGCUCCCGACCGCGCCGCCGGCCUCGUGGCUCGAGCUGCAGCGCGCGGGCAAGUACCUCUCGACACCGUACUCGCGGAACAAGGUCCUGUUCGGGACCGUGAGCGAGAAGCUCUGGGGCCAUUUCCCGGUCGAGGCCAGGACGCGGACGGACGACGGGUACUGGAAGUAUCUGUUCCGGGUGGAGGAGGAACCACCACCACCACCACCACCACCACCACCGACGCCGUCCGCGACAAUAAUGUCGUCGUUAGCAUCACGAGAUCAACCUGGUGACAACACCAAGGGCGACGACGAUGACGCCGAACGAAUCAUAUCCUCCCCGCUACCAGCACAACUACCGCCCAUCAUCCCAUCUGCCUCCUCCCCGUCUGUUGGCACCCCUCCUCUCCCACCGGACUACCACUUCGGCCCCAUGCGCCCCUCGCACCUGCAGACCGUGCUGGACCGCACGCCCAUCCCGCGCACGCUGGACACGCUCCGCCAAUACGUCUCCCUGGGCCUGUUCCACAGCGAUUCCCAGCCUGUCGGAUGGGGCUUUCUGGGCAAGGACGCCAGCCUGUCGAGUCUGCACACCGAGCCCGAGCACCGCGGCCGGGGCCUGGCGGUGGCAUUGGGCCGGGAGCUCCUGAGGAGGCAGCAUGUGGUCGUUUCUCGGUCCGCGGCAGCGACAGCAGCGGAGAAGGGGGGUGAGGGUAGAUUAGAGGGCGCGGCGACCGAGUCUACCACCACCACCACCACCACCACCACCACCACCACCAAAACCGCCACCUCAAACAUCCACCGCCGCUACACCUGGGCGCACGCCGACGUCUCCCGAUCCAACACGGCCAGCCGCCGCGUCAUGGAGAAGCUGGGCGGCCGGCCCCUGUGGAUGGUCAUGUGGACCGAGAUGGACAUUGAGAAGGUCAUGUCCACGUCCUCGUCACCGUCCUCGUUAUCAUCAAGAUGAGGACGAGGAGGAGUUCUUCCCGAGAGGUGACGCGAGGAAUUCUUAGAGAAUCCCCAGAAAUCGAGACGGGAUCAGAUAUGAAUGAAAAGAAGAGACCAAGAUAGAAUCACGGCAUUAGCUUUUGAACGGCCAUGUUGGAAAGGCAUACACUUGGCCAUAGAUAUAGUAGGCAAUACACGUACAGUAGAUAUAGGCCAUACGCUUUCACCUCGAUCGAUCCCUCACAUGCCUUCGUAAUUUCACCCAAGACGAUGAUUACCAUGGGUGUUGCACCACGGAG
This is a messenger RNA of Cladophialophora immunda, 2217 nucleotides long. RefSeq lists its product as uncharacterized. The coding region runs from base 279 to 1937 and encodes 552 amino acids. Lineage: Eukaryota; Fungi; Ascomycota; Eurotiomycetes; Chaetothyriales; Herpotrichiellaceae. The transcript has a single exon. The record is from RefSeq and is a predicted model, not a curated record.